This is a messenger RNA of Chara braunii, 3845 nucleotides long. Lineage: Eukaryota; Viridiplantae; Streptophyta; Charophyceae; Charales; Characeae. The record is from the annotation of a GenBank genome assembly.
GUGGGAGUGAAUACUACAGUAACGACGAUAGCAGGCAGUGUCUGGGUGGAUUCGUGGAAAAGAUCAGGGAGAGAUACGGUGAAUCCCGACUGAUAAUAGGACUCAGCAGGAGGAAGCUUAAGGAUGCGAAAAGAAUUUUAGAGCAGGGAUGCUCUUUUCAGAUAGUGCUUUUGAUUGCGACAACAACAGCUGUACAGCGGAACAAGAGGUACUUGCAGGAUCUGAUCUCUCAACCUUGGCGAGUACGCCAGCUGUACAGGCUGUCUAGUCAGAAGCUUUCAUCUUUGUAUAAGACAGCCGGUCUGUUUUCGCACGCAUCGACACGGAGGACUCUUAAAAGAAAGGUGACAUGUGUACUGCGUGACAACUUUGGAGUUGACGUAUCGAAGAGAUUGUUUGUGAAAGUCCCGUUCUCAUCCCAGAUUGAUUUAGGGGCGGUUAGGGACCUAGUAGUGAAAAUUCUCUCCAAUUCGAUUAGAGAUCAUGCAGUUCGGUCUCUCGUUAUAGAAAGGAUGAGGAUGAUGCGACUGAGGAGAAGAACAGUGGGGGAUAUCAUCCAUAACUAUUGAAAAGCGUUGGAUGAAAGAAUGGAUGGGUGCACAUGUACCGAUUUACCUCUGGAUCGCCACCAAGGGCAUGUGCGUGUGAGAUUGGAAGAUAUUGGAGGAGUGCACAGUUUCUUGCACAAUGCGAGGAACGUCACCUGUGGGAAGACACUGUCGAAGGUCAAGCUGCUUGAGGUGAUCAUACAAGCAAUCCCAAAGCUUUGGAGGCUUGGUAUUAAUCAACUCACCAACUGCUAUCUGAAACAUGUUUUGCCACGAUCUGCUCAGACAUUAUCGGAAUACCAAGGGCAGAAGGAGGUACGGGACCUAAACUCUUUGAUUUUGGUACCUUUGGACCGGAACCCGAGUGCCACAUUGGUGAUCUGCCCAGUUCUCUAUUUCCACGCCUUCCGUAUGACCUUCUGCUGGAAUUCCGGUUUUCGACGCUAAAGUGAAAAUGAGAAGCAGGUUCUGGUGGAGGCAAGAAAACGCUAUAACGAUGAAGGACUUCAGGCUGCAGCAACGUGGAGGUCGUGCGGAAAGCUUGGUAGAGCGUAUGUGAUACCAAAAGAUAAAGACCUCAACAGAUGGCGGCCAAUUUCACCAUCUUCGUCGGAGCCAUCACGAAUGGCGAGCUCAAGACUGGGCCAGGCAUUGAGGUACAUGCUCAUCUGUAUACCGGAGCGCUAUCAUUUCAGCCUCCGGUCGACAGACGAGCUGAAGCAGAGGAUGAACAGUGUUAUCGACAUGCUUAGCAGAAGUGGCGAUACUGUCCUUGCAAUGUGUUAUGACAUCAAGGACAUGUUCGCAAAGCUUCCUCAUGAGGUGAUUAUCAUAGCCGCCACGUGGCUGAUGGGAAUCCACAGAUCUCGCGGUUUGGUAGCCGUCAAAGUAAGUAUUAGAGGUAAGGCAUGUAGGAUGGCCAGAUCUAUGACAAAGGAGGAUGGUUUCUUGAGUCUGAGUUUUGAGACAUUAAAGACGAUGCUAACAUCCGGUUUCCCUUCAAGCUAUGAGAGAGCUAUAGAGAUAGGCAAGAGGUUUGAAGAGUGUUACCCUGACUCGUUGAAGCUAAUCAGGAAGGAUGAAGGACGAAACGUUUGGGAUUUCUUGGGCUGCGGAGUGUUUUUGGAACCAAGCCCGCCAAAGGUUCACAUUUUCCCACGGACAAAGAACCAGUCAUACAUUAUCAAGGAAGGCAUGUUGCACUUGCAGUCCAUGCAAGACUACAAAUCCUAUACAGCAAAGAAGGUGAAGAGGGCGAUACUAACAGCAUCCAUGCUCAGACUAUGGAGGAUGUCCACUGACGAGGAUGCUGCUUGGGUAGCAAUUAUAUGUCUUGGGAUCGAGGCUCGCCUCCGGGAAUACCCUCCGGAGGUCUUCUUCGGACCCUUGGCAAGAUUUGCCAAGGUGGAAGGCAAUAAGGCCCAUCGGUUCUACAUCAUAAUGGUUGGGACGAUAGUCCUUCGCAAGAACUUAAAAAGGCCAAGUGAUCAGAAGAGUGGGAAGAUACUCUCUCUAAGGACAGCAGUACUGGCAAUGUCUUGGUCAGCAGCUCGUAGAGCUGAGGCCAUUGGCCGUCCUCAAUCAGGUGUAUCCUCUGGCGGGACGCACGUUGACACAUCAGCCUACCCUUCAUGCCCAGAGACUCCAACGUCAAGGCUACGCAACUACUCAGUAGAUGGAAGAGGGGGGGACAGCGGUAAGCUCACCACUGCCAGCCAAAGUCACCUUUCCUUGAAAAGCACGCAAAGCUCAAGGCAAACCGACUAUAGUGAAGAUGAAGUCUCUACACCACCGUCCAGUGUCAUGAUGGUUGAUUCCGGGGCAACCACGCAACGGAGUGAGCUGGCACUGAAGUCUGUCAGUGAAAUUUUGGCAACCCCUGCGGUAAGCCUCAAGUCCAGAUUAUUCACCCAUUCUGGUAGGGUUACAUGGGAUAAAACCCUGGUGAAAAGAGAAGGCGAUGAGACAUCCGGACCAAUCCGUCCAAGCUCCAGGAUAGGUUGGUUUGCAAAGUUUGCAGGGGAUGGCAUGGGGGAGGGCAUGGAUGGUCUGCUUGACUUUAGUGGUCUUGCCAAACAAAGUCGCCGAUGGAAAUUUGAUGGACUGCCAAGGAUAUUGGUUGGAAAUAUUCCAGAACCCGAUCCAACGAUUGAGAGAAGAGCAUCCCAAUCUGAACCUGCUACUCCACAAUCAGAUCGCCAUCCCAGAGAGGAGAAAGACACAGAUUCGGAGAUGAGUCCUUCUCCAAAGGGUUCCACUAUUGCCAAGGACGGGCCAUCGGCUCAGCUUGCCAUAGGGGCCACUCCAUCGGGUGGAAACACAAUCCCAAGCAGUGAUUAUAAUGAGCCUCUUAAAGAUAAUGCAAAUGACAAAAACGUGCCAAUGGCUGCAGUGACAGCUCCCAAGGAGUCUGUAGAAGGAAAUAAAGCUCCUGCUCGCCCAGGUAUCCCCAGGAUUGCUGCGCUUGCCAGUAUCUUGCAUCAAGGCACCCAGUCGGAUAGAGAUUUAAGAUUACCACUCGCCAGUGGCGCAAUACUCAGCAAUGAACAGAAUGUGAAUGAUGUUAACCCACCGGAGCCAACGUCUGGCAAGACAUCUCGCCUGGCUCCAAAAGCCCAGGAUAGUGCAGCUAAAACACCGAGAGGAGAUGGAAUUUUAAGAGGGGUGAUCUCUGGGACCGACAAUGGUGUGCAGGGCGUGUCACAAGGAGAUGCUGAUACAAAACGGGUGCAGAUUCAGGAGGAUGGGAACAUAGAGACAGAUCAGAACGACAUGGUUAUGCAAGAACCCAUACCCGAGCCAGUUCAUCUAGAUGAGGCCGAGCAAUUGUACGGGCCUGUCAUUGCAAAGUUUCAGGCUGGUGACGUUUUUGGAGAAAGAGAACUAAUAAGAAAGAGAGCUAGAAAUUCAACUUGCAUAGCCAUGGACGACACACAACUCAUGUACCUGGAGGCUCACGACUUCUAUACACUCAUGAACGUUAUUCUGCCACAGCUGGAGCAAUUACAAAAGAUCAUCACAGUCUUAAAGAGGAGGUCAACCAGCCGCACAGAUGAAGACAUCGACUUCCUGCUCAAGUAUGUCUCAUCGAAUAAGUUCUUCCAAGGACUUGACCCAACGACACAGAAGGAGGUCUGCCGUGUAGCAUUGCAUCAGUCCAAGUCAAGAGGGGAUGUCAGGGCGAGGCUCAGCCUGAGGUUUAGAGUUUGAGGCAUGUCAGCCCCUAAUCAUGCUUGAUACUUCGAUUGAUGUAUAGCCAUGGCACUGCACCCGCUUAUAAAUGUAUGUAAGACAAUA